This is a messenger RNA of Aspergillus eucalypticola CBS 122712, 737 nucleotides long. It is a transcript of the gene cdc31, whose product is annotated as putative cell division control protein Cdc31. Gene Ontology annotation, biological process: spindle pole body duplication. The record is from RefSeq and is a predicted model, not a curated record. Lineage: Eukaryota; Fungi; Ascomycota; Eurotiomycetes; Eurotiales; Aspergillaceae. Gene Ontology annotation, molecular function: microtubule binding; calcium ion binding. Gene Ontology annotation, cellular component: mitotic spindle pole body; half bridge of spindle pole body. Bases 1 to 720 code for a protein of 239 amino acids. The transcript is spliced from 3 exons.
AUGGCUUCCUCACAACCCUUCGGCACGCGCUCCUACGCCUCUGGAAAACUCCCCGACCGAUCCAUCAACGCCAACGCCCUCCCUUUCAGCGCCUCCUCCUUCUCGCGACACCGCAGUCUCGCCGGCGCGCCCGGCGCUCCCACGGCCGGCGACUUCGCCGACCCCAAAGCUAGCCAACAGGCACCAGGUCCAUCGCAAGCACCACCGCAACCACCCAUGCAUUCACAACCCCAACAAGACACGAAUCCCUUGAACCGGUUGACAGAGGAGCAACGCGAAGAGAUCAACGAAGCUUUCACCCUCUUCGACCUCGACCGCGACCGCCACCUCGACUACCACGAACUCCGCGUCGCCUUCCGCGCCCUAGGCUUCACCCUCCCCAAACAAGAGCUCAUCUCCCUCCUAACCACCUACGGCGUUCCGCCAACUACGAACCCCCAACACCCGAGUAAUCUGCUCAUGCCACUAUCGGCCUUUCAGGCCGUCACGGCGCUGAAGAUACUGGAGCGGGAUCCGCGGGACGAGAUCCUGCGCGCGUUCGAACUGUUCGAUGAAGGCGGGAAGGGAUACAUUGAUCUGGAGGACUUGAGGCGCGUGGCCAGGGAAUUGGGUGAGACGGGCCUCGAAGAGGAGGAGUUGAGGGCUAUGAUUGAGGAGUUUGAUUUGGAGGGUGUCGGGGGUGUUACGCGCGAGGCGUUUGUGGGGAUUUGCUGGCAGUGAUUUUUCUUCUUUUUUUU